AUGGUGAUCUGGCAGCUGGACACAAGUGAUGCCACCGCUACUACAUCAACAUCAGCAGUCUCUUCAAGUGAUGCCACCAAUCCCUCAACUGCAUCGACAUCAACUUCAAAUGAUGCCACCACUCCCUCAUCUACAUCAGCAGUCACUUCAAGCAAUAACACUGUUCCUUCAACAUUCACUUCAAGUGGUGCCAAAGCUACUACAUCAACUUCAGCAUCAACAGUCACUUCACGUGAUGCCACCUCUCCCUCGACAACAACCGUCACUUCAAGUAAUGCAACCAAUACAUCUACAGUCACUUCAAGUGAUGCUACCUCUCCGUCGACAUCAACAGUCACUUCAAGUGAUACUACCACUACAUCAACAGUCACUUCAAGUGAUGCCACCUCUCUCUCGACAUCAACAGUCAAUUCAAGUGAUGCCACCACUACAUCAACAGUCACUUCAAGUGAUGCUACCACUACAUUGACAGUCUCUUCAAGUAAUUCCACCUCUCCCUCGACAUCUACAGUCACUUCAAGUGAUGCUACUACUACAUCGACAGUAUCUUCAAGUGAUGCUACCUCUCCCUCAACUUCAACAGUCACUUCAAGUGAUGCCACCUUUUCCUGGACAUCAACUGUCACUUCAAGUGAUGCCACCGCUUCCUCAACCAAAUCAACAGUCAAUUCAAGUGAUGCCAGCACUACAUACACAGUCCCUUCAAUCACGCCAAGUAAUGCCACCUCUAAGUCAACAUCAACUGUCACUUCAAGUGAUGCUACCACUACAUCGACAGUCUCAACAAGUGAUGCCACCUCUCCCACGACAUCAACAGUCACUUCAAGUAAUUCCACCACUACAUCAACAUCAACAUCAACAGUCACUUCAAGUGAUGCUACCACUACAUCGACAGUCUCAACAAGUGAUGCCACCUCUCCCACGACAUCAACAGUCACUUCAAGUAAUUCCACCACUACAUCAACAGUCACUUCAAGUGAUUCCUCCACUCCCUCAACUUUACCAUACACUUCAAGUGAUGCCACCGCUUCCUCAACUACAUCAACAGUAUCUUCAAUCACUUCAAGUGAUACUACCACUACAUCAACAGUCAGUUCAAGUGAUGCUACCACUACAUCGACAUUAUCUUCAAGUGAUGCCACCUCUCCCUCGACUUCAACAGUCACUUCAAUCAAUUCAAGUGAUGCCACCACUACAUCAAGUGAUGCUACCACUACAUCGACAGUCUCUUCAAGUGAUGCCAGCACUCCCUCAACAUCAACAGUCACUUCAAGUGAUGCAACCACAUCUACAGUCACACCAAAUUCAUCCUUUGACAUGACAGUGGUGGGCUUCCAGAGGGGUAGUGUGGUGGUCAGGAUGAUGUGUGGUUAUAAUGGGAAUACUACCGCUGAUGAAAGAACUCUCCAGGCUGCUCUGCAGGACACAAUCCGCAAACACUUGGACGACUCCGCCAUAGCUACCUUGAAAAGAGUUUCCCAGAUAUCAAUGGCCCCAGGAGCAGGCUGGAAAGUGGCGACAAUAGUCCUGGGAGUUCUGCUGGGCUUCACUUUGAUAGUCGUGGUUGUCGUUCUGAUCAUCACCAUAGCGAGGAGAGCAGCUAGCAAGCUGACCUCAUAUAACAUCGAGCAAACAAAGCACAACAGACAAGUGGUGUCCGAUGACUACUUAGAAGGACGUUAUUCUUAUCAGGUGUAG
Messenger RNA from Salvelinus namaycush (lake trout), 1698 nucleotides. RefSeq lists its product as uncharacterized. NCBI's taxonomy places the organism in Eukaryota, Metazoa, Chordata, Actinopteri, Salmoniformes, Salmonidae. The record is from RefSeq and is a predicted model, not a curated record. Bases 1 to 1698 code for a protein of 565 amino acids. The transcript is spliced from 9 exons.